AUGUCUGGCACGGCAGAAGGCUCUGUUAAAACCACAGUCUCGCGUCCAGAGCUUCCGCACUACUUUUGGCGGGAUCAAAGUCCUGCUCGUACCCGGAUUCGAUAUAUCACAAAUCAUCUGAAAGCAGAUUUCGAGUUAUCUCGGUUGGCCAUAGGACCUCUUGGUUUUGACCUAGAAUGGCGCCCCAACUACAGGAAGGGUGGGAGGGAAAACCGCGUAGCGCUUGUUCAGCUUGCUGGUUUCGACACCAUAUUGCUCCUACAAAUAAGCGCCAUGUCAGGUAUGAGCAAGAAUUCAAUGAACAAAUUUCCAUUGAAAUUGAGGGAAUUGCUUGGGGAUCCAUUGCGAGUCAAGACUGGCGUUAGCAUCCAACGCGAUUGUCAAAAGUUGUAUCGGGACUGGGGGGUUUCAACACGCAACUGCGUAGAGCUAGCACUUCUUGCUCGUUCGGUCGAUAAUGCCCGAUGGAAGGGAAAGUACACCAGCCCACUUGGGUUAUCCCGCCUUCUUGAGACCUACGUGGGUUUCUCUUUGGCGAAGGGAAAGGUGCAACGCAGCAAUUGGGAGCUCCGUCUUUCCUCGAUCCAGCAAGACUAUGCAGCUAACGACGCGUGUGCUGGGUAUGCUAUCUAUACUCGGUUGAUCGCCUUGGCUGGAGAUAUGCCCGAUGCAAACCCAUAUUACUACUCCCUUAGUGUGGUGAAUGGCUUCGUGCUAGAUCACCUUGGGAUUUCUCAGUGGAUUCCCCACAACCCUCAUUACGAUCCAGGUCCACCGCCUCCACCCAAGGAACCGAAAGAGAGAAAUGAAACACCUAGGGCACCGACGUCGAGUACCGUCAGUCAAGGCACAGCUUCUUCCGGAUCCUCUUUGCAGGACGGAAUCAGUAUAAGUGCCAGACAGGGUCCUCUGCUUGCCAGUGUCCCCGUUGCCCCUGCCGUGAACUCACGAGCAGGGGCUUUCCGUCGAAUUCCUCGUAAUCGCUCUACUUCCACCCAACGGCCUCAGAAUCAUGUUAAUGACCCUGCACAAUAUUCUGUUACUAUGCGCAUCCAGUAG
Molecule: messenger RNA, 1059 nt
Organism: Suillus plorans
Lineage: Eukaryota; Fungi; Basidiomycota; Agaricomycetes; Boletales; Suillaceae
Product: ribonuclease H-like domain-containing protein
Exons: 4
Coding region: 1-1059 (352 amino acids)
Biological process (GO): nucleobase-containing compound metabolic process
Molecular function (GO): 3'-5' exonuclease activity; nucleic acid binding
Source: RefSeq, a predicted model, not a curated record